UGGCUGAAUGCCACCUCUGCUACCCGCCCCUCCUUACCAAACAGGGCUCUCUUCGACUACGACAAGACCAAGGACUGCGGCUUCCUGAGCCAAGCUCUGAGUUUCCAUUUCGGCGACGUCCUUCACGUCAUCGACGCUUCCGACGAGGAAUGGUGGCAGGCGCGGCGCGUCCAUCCAGACGGCGACAGUGACGAGCUUGGAUUCAUUCCCAGCAAGAGGCGGGUCGAGCGACGGGAGUGGACGAGGUUAAAAGCAAAGGAUCGGGGCCCUGGAUCAGGCUCUCAAGGUCGAGAGGACACCGUUUUGAGCUACGAAACUGUUGUGCAAAUGGAAGUUCAUUAUGCCCGUCCGAUCAUUAUUUUGGGGCCCACCAAGGACCGGGUGAAUGAUGACCUACUUUCUGAAUUUCCAGACAAGUUUGGAUCUUGCGUCCCACACACCACGCGGCCAAAACGGGAGUACGAAGUGGACGGCCGGGAUUACCACUUUGUGGCUUCGCGGGAGAAGAUGGAGAAGGACAUCCAAAGCCACAAAUUCAUCGAGGCCGGGCAGUACAACAGCCACCUGUACGGGACGAGCGUCCAGUCUGUACGGGAGGUGGCUGAGCAGGGCAAGCACUGCAUUUUGGACGUUUCCGCCAACGCCGUCCGGAGGCUGCAAGCCGCUCAGCUUCACCCCAUCGCCAUUUUCAUCCGGCCCCGCUCCCUCGAGAAUGUUUUAGAAAUUAACAAGCGGAUAACGGAGGAGCAGGCACGGAAGGCCUUCGACAGAGCUACGAAACUCGAGCAGGAGUUUACAGAAUGCUUUUCAGCCAUCGUAGAAGGAGAGAGCUUUGAGGAAGUCUACCACAAGAUCAAGAGAAUCGUCGAAGAACUCUCUGGUCCUUAUAUCUGGAUUCCGGCUCGUGAAAGACUUUAGAGCGAUGAACUCAACCAUUUCCCUCGGAGGGGGGAAAAAAAGGGAUCCUUUGAAUUCCACCAACCAACCGUCAACUCUGCAACCGCAU
Molecule: messenger RNA, 1006 nt
Organism: Pseudonaja textilis
Lineage: Eukaryota; Metazoa; Chordata; Lepidosauria; Squamata; Elapidae
Source: RefSeq, a predicted model, not a curated record